Schistosoma rodhaini is the source of this 695-nucleotide messenger RNA. The record is from the annotation of a GenBank genome assembly. NCBI's taxonomy places the organism in Eukaryota, Metazoa, Platyhelminthes, Trematoda, Strigeidida, Schistosomatidae.
CCUUGACAGGGAUCAAUGAUCUGCUCGGUAUUCAGUGACCCUACACUUGACUUAUUCUUAAGGACUAAGGAUAACAUAUUUUUAUGAUUUACCAAACUUUUUUUCCUCUAUUAUCGUUCAUAUACCUAGGUUCUUACCUGGAGGUAUUGUUGAUCCACUGCUACCAGACACGGAAGCCCGUUAAGCGAAAGCUUCUUCUAUUCCGUCCUCAACCAUUUGAACCAUUUACUACUUGCACCUUUGAAAGCUGUCUCAAGAUGUCUUUGAAUGUCAUUAACCAGAUUAUAUCACAGUUGACAAGCCACGGAACAUUUAACCAGGUUUUCAGAGGAAUCCAAGCUGUUUCACUAACAGAUAACUGCCUAACAUGUAGAUUCAAAGUUACAAAUUCUGAAGCCAACUCACUAAACACUUUACAUGGUGGAUACAUCCUUGGGGCUAUCGAUUUUAUAACUUCUGUCGAUCUGAUGAGAUUAGGGUGUAUGAAACACGUUAGUAUUAAUCUUGAAGCAUCAUUUAUAAACCCAGGAAAAUUGGAUUCAUGGAUUCGGUCAGAUUCAUAUAUACUGAAGAAAGGGAACCGUAUAGCCUUCUGUGAAAUCAAAUUCGUGAACGAACAGUCAGGAGAGCUAGUUGCACGUGGGACUCACACAAAAUACAUUAUAGGAGAGGGAAACCUAUCUCAUAAGAAGUAG